AUGACAGUGUUCCAAAUACCUGCCAGCCCGACCACAGCACCAUUUGAAUUCCGAGGGAAGACCGGUGUCCUGACAACCAAGAGGGGUUUGGACAGGGAGAAGGAGGAGUACUUCACUGUACCUGUCCGAGUGGUCAACCCAGGGGCACCUGCCUUCACAGUGACCACUACAGUGACUGUUACCGUGACCGACGUUAAUGACAACAUCCCGGUGUUCAGCUCUCCAUCAGGCUAUGUGGCCUCCAUGAUGGAAAAUGCAGUCACAGAGUUCCUGGAGAUGAGUGAUGUAGUGAGUGUUGUUGAUGCCGAUGCUACAGAGGCUCACCGACUGACCACCCUGCAUCUUGGUGGUGAGGGUAGUGAUAAGUUCAUCUUGAACACGGACAGCGGACGAAUCAAGUUGAGGACACCAGGCAAGCUGGACGCUGAGGAGCAGAGUUCUUACAAUUUGACUAUCACUGCGUCAGAUGAGUCUCGGAGAGGCAAGAACUCCACAACAUCCUUGACUGUCACUAUUGGGGACGUCAACGACAAUGCCCCAGUUUUUCCGGGGAGGUACAACUUGAGUAUAGCCGCAGGAACCAGGGUAGGGGAGGUUGUCGGGACGAUCAAGGCCAUGGACAGAGACAUCCAUCGCAAAAACAACAGGGUCACGUAUCUUCUGAGAGGUGGUGCAUUUGGAAAGUUUGACUUGGAUCCAGAUUCAGGUGACAUUGUAGCCCUUGAGAAGCUGACAGUUGAGCCAUUCCGACACGUGUACCACCUGUCUGUGGAAGCCAUCGAUUCCGGUGACCAGAGACUGUCAUCAGAGACAGUGGUCACCAUCAAGGUCAACCUCAACAAGCCACCUGUAGUGCCCACAACCUUCCAGUUCAAGGUCAAGGAGAACCAGACCGUGGGGUCAGAAGUGGGAAGGGUCAAGGUCACCGACCCAGACAUGGAGUACAAUGAUCGAGAGAAGAUCCAGUUCUUCACUGGGGAACCGGGAGUACCUUUCAUGGUGGAGCGUGACACCGGUGUUGUACGGAUGGCCACUGAGCUGGACCGAGAGACAAAUGACCACUUUGAGAUGUCAGUCAUUGUGGUCAAUGAGGGAUCUCCAUCGUACACUGCAACUACACACAUCGUUGUUGGCAUCAUUGACCUCAACGACAAUGCACCAAUGUUCUCUGCAAGUCAGUACGUGGGUCGUGUUGUGGAGGACCAAGACGGGAGGCGGGAUGCAACUGAAGUUGACCUGGAUCGACUGAUACUGGUGAGCGAUGAAGACAUAACCGAGGACAACCGAGGGGUGGUGCUGACUCUGACAGGGGUUGGCAGUGAUCAGUUCCGGGUGGACGCCAGAUACCAGUCACUUGUAUGUCAACAGGCCUGGAUGUUGGUGCAGAUUCUCCAGUAUUUGGGCACCAAGUGCUGUUAUGGAGUUCUGUUUCGAGAAGUGUUGGAAAACCAGGAAAGUCACUCAGCAGAAGUUUCUGACAGAAAUUUGUAUGCCACAGACCAAAAUGGUAAAGGUCUCACCAGCUCAGCAAACUUGACUAUAAAAGUUGAAGACGUGAACGACCAUAACCCGGAGUUUGAGGAUAAGUAUGAGUUCACAGUGAACACAGGAGCCUCAAAGGGAGCACACAUCGGGAUGUUAGAGGCCACCGAUAGGGACGACACUGUGAAGAACAACCAGCUCACGUAUUUCCUCACAGAUGGGGGACAUGGCAAAUUUGACGUCAAUCCCACGACAGGUGAACUGUAUGUUUCUGACACCCUGAAGAGAGAGCCGUACCACGAUGUCUUCAACCUGCAUGUUCAGGCUGUAGACAAUGGCUUCCCGCGACUGUCAGCUGACACCACAGUCAAGAUUCAUGUUCCCAUUAAUAAGGCCCCAACUGUGGAUAAAGUGAUGUCACUGACGAUGAUGGAAAACCUCCCUGCAGGCACCAUGGUGGGGAAGGUUGAAGCCGUGGACCCUGACAUGGGGGGCACUCCUGGGGAGACUCUUGAGUAUCACAUCACUGACACAUCAGUGCCUAUUAUGGUGGACAAGUACAGUGGAGAACUGAAACUGAAGUCGAGUGUUGACCGUGAGGAGCUGGACAGUGUCAGCUUCAAUGUACAGGUGGUGAAUGACGGUGCCCCUGCCUACACCAUGUCCACACUGGUCACCAUUACUGUCAACGACACCAACGACCAUGCUCCAGAGUUUACUGUCAAGGGAGGCUACUCUGGUGUUGUGUCUGAAACUGUAUCGACCUCCAGAGGGGAUGUUUAUGUUAAAUUGAGCCAACCAAUCACGAUUGAAGACAAAGAUGACACAACUGAGAACAGAAAUGUGAAGGUUACACUGACAGGGCGUGGCUCCGACAACUUCAAGUUUGUGAAAGACACAGGCAGGAUAAAGAUUCGAGACCCAUCCUUGAUUGAUGCUGAAGUACAAAAGUCAUUCAAUCUGAAGCUGACAGCCACAGAUCAAGGAGGGCAUGGAUUCAGCACCUCCUCCAACAUCUCCAUCAUUGUGGAUGAUAUCAACGACAACCGCCCAGUCUUCAUCAGCAACACUACCUUCAACAUGAACCCUUCUGCCAUGAGGGACAGCAAGGUGGGCGUGGUCCGAGCCAAGGAUGCAGAUGCCACUGCCCAGAACAACAGAAUCACCUACCUCCUUACUGGAGGUGGACACGGCAAGUUUACCGUCGACUCCAGAACAGGAGAAAUCUUUGUAACUGACUCACCAAACCAUGAGUCAAUGCUGGAUGUGUACCAUCUGGACAUUCGAGCUCAGGACAACGGUGUUCCACAGAUGUCUGCAGAUACUGUCAUCACUGUCAACGUCCCCAUCAAUCACCCACCCCGGAUGUCGCUUCCCAAGUAUGAGUUCCAUCUGCCGGAGAACAAUGCUGUUGAUGCUGUUGUGGGGAGGGUGACUGCUGUUGACCCUGACAUCCCUGCCGACCCCAACCACAAACUGACCUACUCCAUUGAUGAUGCUAGUGGAUUGUUCAGCAUCCGGCCCGAUACUGGUGUCAUCACAGCCAACACAGUUCUGGACAGAGAGGUCACGGCAAGCGUUGUGUUCGAUGUACAGGUCAAGGACAAUGUGUUCCCCGAAAACUCAGACACCGCCAAUGUCAAGGUCAUAAUAAUUGACCUCAAUGACAACGCCCCUAUGUUGACAGGAGGAUCGUAUUUCCGUGGUGCUGUGUUUGAAGACAACAAGCGGCCACUGAGAGGACAGAUUGUGAAACUGGACAGGAAUAUAAGUGUGAUAGACCGAGAUGCAACAGAGAUUCACCGCGACUUUGUCGUAGAACUGGAAGGUUACGCCAGCAGGUUCUUUCGGUACAACCCCGCCACGGGUCAGCUGUCAGUGAGAACCCCUGGUUCCAUAGACCGAGAGUUUAACGAGGCGUAUGAAAUGAAGAUCGUGGCCAGAGAUCGCAGCUUCAGCUGGCUAUCAUCCACUGCUACACUUCGCAUAGAUGUCGCCGAUAGCAACGACAAUUACCCAGAAUUCCUUGAGACAAGCUUCACCUUCACACUACCCUCUGUAGUCAAUGCUGGCGACAUUGCUGGGAAGGUUGUUGCCAGGGACAUUGAUGCCACGGAGCCCAACAACAAGAUCCUGUAUCUCCUACAGGACAACCCUCUUGGAAAGUUUAAGCUUGAUAUCAACACAGGAGACUUAAUACUGCUGCCAAGUUUUUUCUCCAAACCUCGCAAGGACGUGUACAGGGUGACAGUGGAGGCAAGAGACCUUGGCUACCCCUCACGUAAAGCUCAGACUAAAGUCAUCGUCCGAGCACCCUACUUUGACUUUAACGACCAUCCUCCUGACUUCAAAGGGGAGACGAUGUUUGUAACGCGGGAGGAGAUUCCCAUUGGAGCCGUUGUUGGUCGCUUGAAUGUGGUGGAUGAGGACAAGGAGGGGAGCAGUGCUGUGAUGCUGGAAUUGCUGCACACUGGCAUCACAGUGCCUUUCAAGGUGGAAGCCGAUGGUGCCAUCACAUGUUCAGAGCGUAUAGAUCGAGACCAUGGACCCAAAUAUUACACCUUCAAAGUCCGAGCAACAGACAAGGGAACACCUCCAUUCAACGUCACCAGAGACAUCAGUGUUAUUGUUGACGACAUCAACGACAACCCCCCCAAAUUUCCCCUGCCAAAAUAUAAGCAUAUGGUGUCAGAUGUCUUCCCACCUCGAACUGUAGUGGCAACACCCUUUGCAUUUGACAAUGUGGAUGAGAGAGACUCUGUGUACCAUUACACAAUGAAGGGAGAUAAUCUGGGAUAUUUUCAUAUCAAUGAAAAGACAGGGGUGGUUGUUACCACGGAUAUGGCCUCGACCCUUGACCCACAGACUAUUACAUACCAGAUUGAGGCUGUUGAUCUGUAUAAUAAAUCACUCAAGGCUGUCACUGAGCUUGAAAUUCAGGUGAUCGAAUCAGUGACACCAUCUAAUUCGACCUGUUAAUGGUACAAUUGUCCAACAAUAUUGAUAAUUAUUGAAGUCAUUAACUUCUAUAUCAUGGUGAAUAAAUUAAUAUUUUUGCGAUGAA
Haliotis rubra (blacklip abalone) is the source of this 4546-nucleotide messenger RNA. Its product is annotated as protocadherin Fat 4-like. The transcript is spliced from 19 exons. Gene Ontology annotation, biological process: homophilic cell-cell adhesion. Lineage: Eukaryota; Metazoa; Mollusca; Gastropoda; Lepetellida; Haliotidae. The record is from RefSeq and is a predicted model, not a curated record. Bases 1 to 4461 code for a protein of 1486 amino acids. Gene Ontology annotation, cellular component: plasma membrane. Gene Ontology annotation, molecular function: calcium ion binding.